Messenger RNA from Salvelinus sp. IW2-2015, 2385 nucleotides. Its product is annotated as very long chain fatty acid elongase 7. Gene Ontology annotation, biological process: fatty acid elongation, saturated fatty acid; very long-chain fatty acid biosynthetic process; fatty acid elongation, monounsaturated fatty acid. NCBI's taxonomy places the organism in Eukaryota, Metazoa, Chordata, Actinopteri, Salmoniformes, Salmonidae. Gene Ontology annotation, cellular component: endoplasmic reticulum; endoplasmic reticulum membrane. Gene Ontology annotation, molecular function: fatty acid elongase activity. The record is from RefSeq and is a predicted model, not a curated record.
UUAAAGGUAAACUUCAAUGUUAUUUGGAGUGUGUAAUGGCAAUGCUGAUUAACAGUAUAUGCUUCACUGAUAACUUUUGUAGCUAUUACAUUCUUUGUUAUGAUCACAUGUUUCUAUUGUCCCACUUGUAAAGCUCAAUACAACUGACUUGUAGCCUAAUUGGGUAAACCAUAGGGCAGGUGUAUUUAAUGCUUACCCUACAAGGUCCGGAUCCUGACAGCUUUAUGUUCUACCUGAUAAUUAAUUGCACCCACCUGGUGUCCCAGAUCUAAAUCAGUCACUGAUCAGAGGGGCAACAAUGAGAACGCAGUGGAGCUAGCUGAGGAUGAGUUUGAGAGCCUUAGGAGAAUGUCUAGGAUUGGAAUUUGACCCAUCCACCUUGUUUCAAAGAUAUAAUGAGGUGCAACAAGAACAGUAAUGGCUUUUGACUCGCUGUCCUCCAGAGUAGUCUUGCUCUAUGAUGAAUGGCUUAAACUGGCUGAUCCCAGGACAGAGGACUGGCCCCUAAUGGCAUCGCCGAUGGCCCAGACUCUCAUCGUAAUCGCCUACAUCUACUUUGUCACGACGCUGGGCCCUCGGCUGAUGGAGAACCGCAAACCCUUUGACCUCAAAAAUGCCAUGGUCGUCUACAAUUUCAGUAUAGUGGGCUUCUCCAUCUACAUGAUCUAUGAGUAUCUGAUGUCCGGUUGGGCCAAUGGUUACUCCUACCGUUGUGACCUUGUUGACUACUCCAGCAAUCCUCUGGCUGUCCGGAUGGCAUGGACCUGCUGGCUCUACUACUUCUCAAAGUUUAUUGAAAUGUUGGACACAAUCUUCUUCGUCCUCCGCAAAAAGACCAGCCAGGUGACAUUCCUUCAUGUCUUUCAUCACUCUAUCAUGCCCUUCACUUGGUGGUUUGGAGUCAAGUUUUCAGCAGGUGGUAUGGGAACCUUCCAUGCCAUGUUGAACUGCGGUGUCCACGUCCUCAUGUACUCCUACUAUGCUGUGUGUGCUAUGGGGCCUGCCUAUCAGAAGUACCUGUGGUGGAAGAAAUACAUGACCACUAUCCAGUUGGUUCAGUUUGUGAUGGUGACUGUCCACAUUGGCCAGUUCGUCUUCAUGAAGGACUGCCCCUAUAAGUUUCCGGUUCUUCUCUACAUUGUUGGUCUCUACGGACUGAUCUUCCUGGUUCUCUUCCUCAACUUCUGGUACCACGCAUACACAAAGGGAAAGAGGCUGCCCACGGUUGCGCAGAACAGCAAGGCUCUCCAGAAUGGCAACGGUGCUCACCAUGCCAAUGGGGUUCACCAUUCCAACGGGGUCGCCAAGGAGGCAACCAACGGCAUCUUCUAUGGCACAACCAACAGGGUCGCAAACGGCUUUCACCAUGGCAAUGGCAUUCACAAGAAGGAAAAGUAAACGAUGUAGCCUCAUGUUUUAGUUGACAAGCUCAAUUACCAACUUCCCGGGCUGUAUUUUACAUCCAAGUCUCCUUUUUAUUACACUUCCACCAUUUCAGAGCGUAUUCCCUGUUUUAGUUGGUUCCAACUGUUGUUGUUUUUUGUGUGUGCUUACAACUUUGUCUUAUCACUGUUAUUGAAUAGAAUCACAUGUUCUGUUUGGCUAUAGGUGGUUGAGUUACUGCAUGACUUUUGUUCAGAAAUGUAGUUAUAGGGACCACUGCAUACCAUUUUUUUCAGUUAAAUGUAAAUGGUUUUGUGCUGUAAUAUAAUGUGCCUGGGAACAGGCUUUUGAGAGUUGUUUUAAACGAGGUGAUUAUGCUUGAAAUGUCUGGCGCAAACAGAGCAUAUGAAUGUUCUUAGAGCUGCUCUGGUAGAACCUGAAGCCCUGGAAUUAGUGGCAUACAUUUCACUGAUUUGAGCUUUAGUCUUUUCAUAUGAGUCAGUUUGUAGUAGGRGAAAUGCACUUCCUGAAAUGCUUUAUUGCUUAUAGUAUGCCAAUGGAUCGUACUUGAUGUCUUUUGUGUUAAUUUAAUGUUCACAAUGUAUAUACAUUUGUCUUUUUUAUGUUGCCGUUUCAAGGUAAAAUGUACAGCAGGCUAUGUGAAGGCUGUCUGGGCUUUUAGUGUUAUUGAAGGAGCUGACCAAAAAUGGGCAUUUCCUUUGUGCCCAUGGUGAAUGAGAACAGAACAAUAUUGUCUGAAUGAAAGCGAUUAUUUUACUACUGCAGGCAAUAGCAAAUACUGUGUAUUUUUAAGCUACUUGCUCAAUAUUGUAGCGAAUUCGGGUGGUUGGCACCGACCGGGACUAGAAUCCGAGUCCCGCGACUGUCAAGCCAACACUUUAACCAUCACGCCAGGAGGUCCAAACCGCUUGACGAGGUCGCUACAAUAUUGUUCAAAAGAACAAUCUGCUUUUAUGUUGAAAUAAAUUAUUUUUACCUACA